GAAGGGGAAUGUGUAGGGGGAGAGGAGAAUAUUUUUGAGGAAGAAUCUAAAUUGGAUAAAGAUCAGAAGAGAUGCAUGAGGUCAAAGACAAAGCCAACAAUUAGAAAAAGAAAGAACAGAUUCAAAUUUUUCAGGAGACCCAAAUUAAAUAGCCGACGAAAACCUCUGAAAAUUUCUUCAGCCCCUGUUCUUCAAACCCAUAUCGGUGUCAUAUGCAAGAAUCAAAGGAAAAAACUUGCUCUGGCAAAUCGAGAGAAAUUGCCACUUCCAACAAUGAACAUGAGUCAAACAACAAAAGCUGAUGGCGAUGUAAAUAGAAGUAAAAGUCUUCCAACAAACAUUGAAAAAGUCUUAGGAUCGCGUGAUGAACAAAAUAGACUGACAGAAGCUACAGGAUUAAACUGUUUUUUUUUAAGCAGGGGGAAACUGAAGAAACUGUUAGACAAAAACCUGGAGUCUUGCAACAGCACAUACGAUGAUAAUCAGGUCAUUCUUAAAAGCAAUACAGAGAUAAAAGAUAUUACAAAAGACAAUUUAAAUCCGGAGCUAAGAAAAUCUCUGGAGAAAGUGAGAGACUUAGAAUCAAAACUUAAUCAUGAAAUUCAUAAUGGGAAAGUUUUGAAGAAGACGCUACAGUUACAGGGAGAUGUCAAUGAAGUGCUGAAACAAAACAGACAAAAAUUAAAAUGGGGCGAGUGUAAAAGAAAAAAGAGCCAAAGCUCUUAA
Ruditapes philippinarum (Manila clam) is the source of this 726-nucleotide messenger RNA. RefSeq lists its product as uncharacterized. Bases 76 to 726 code for a protein of 216 amino acids. The transcript is spliced from 4 exons. Lineage: Eukaryota; Metazoa; Mollusca; Bivalvia; Venerida; Veneridae. The record is from RefSeq and is a predicted model, not a curated record.